Mizuhopecten yessoensis (Yesso scallop) is the source of this 14662-nucleotide messenger RNA. Its product is annotated as dynein beta chain, ciliary-like. Gene Ontology annotation, biological process: microtubule-based movement. The transcript has 51 exons. The coding region runs from base 190 to 13584 and encodes 4464 amino acids. Gene Ontology annotation, molecular function: dynein intermediate chain binding; minus-end-directed microtubule motor activity; ATP binding. The record is from RefSeq and is a predicted model, not a curated record. Lineage: Eukaryota; Metazoa; Mollusca; Bivalvia; Pectinida; Pectinidae. Gene Ontology annotation, cellular component: dynein complex.
UAUUGCAACUAUUAGCAACGGCUGUCAUUACCAACGAGAGAAGGGAUCUGUUGAGGAAAACAUAUUCAUUGUAGUUUGUGCGAAUUGGGCAACCAGGUCGUUAGGAUUUCAAGAAUUGGAAUGCAGGAAUGAAACUGAUUUAGAAUUUGAAAUUACAUAGACUGAGAUUUCGCACGCCAAAAGGCCAGAAUGGCGUCGGAUUUAGAACUCGGCGAUAGCCGAGUGGAGUUCGUAGCUGACUAUGUGAUCAAAACACUGAAAGUUAAACCUGACAAGUUUUCAAAAAUGUACAGUCAAGAGGAAACAAAGAUGAUGUUCAUGGAUUUUUUUGACAAAGCGGACAUUUUUUCUUUGGUGGUUAUAUCAUCAGGCAGCGGCGCUUUGAGUGUCCAGUAUGAAUGGCCAACGAAUCCAAAAGCUAAAGCGUGCUACUUCGUGAAGAGGGGGCGAGACGGUAUUCAGAAAGACACAGAUUUUAGAAAAAGUUUCAUUUAUGGUGAUUUGUCAUAUGCGCCAUUGGAUCAACUAUCUGCAUUUGUUGAUGAGGUACUAGUUCCUCUGCUAUCAAAUGACAGGAACCAUGAACAAUGGCCCCAGGUGGUAUCAAACGAUGUUACUCGUCAUGUGCACAAUCUGAAAAGCAAUGUGUAUGUGGUGUCUGGUCAGGCCAAGGGGAAAACACUGUUGCCUCUACCAGUGGGAGCAGAGAGGGUUGAACAAGCUGACGAUGAUAAGGAUUCCUUUGACAGAACAUUGAUUCAUGCAAUUGAGUCUGUGAUCAUUGAGUGGACUCACCAAAUCAGAGACGUCCUCAAGAGGGAUUCUGCCCAGCCCAUCCUUGAAGGUCUCCACCCAACACCAUUUGUGGAAAUUGAGUUUUGGAAAAACAAGGCGACCAAUUUGGAAUGUAUAUAUGACCAGCUUCGGGACUCAAAAGUCAGAAAGAUGGCAGAGUUAUUGGAGCGGACUCAGAGUAGCUAUUUCCCUACUUUCAAAGACAUCUUCAGAGAUGUAGUGGCUGCCCUUACUGAAGCACAAGAUAUCAAUAUGUACAUGACACCACUGCGUCACCAUUUUGAGGACUAUGAACAGGCUGAAUUUGAUGAGAGCAUUCCAUUACUGGCCCCUAUGAUGCAGACAGUGUGUCUGGUCUGGUCUCACUCUCAGUACUACAACACACCAGCUAGGAUCAUCGUCUUGCUGAAGGAGAUGUGUAACAUGAUGAUCAAUUUGGCAUCAAACUACUUGGAACCUACAGAGAUCUUUAAGGGAGAACUGGAAGAAACAAUUGAAAAAGUACGCAAAGCUUGCGAUGUUCUGAAUGCCUUUAAGGCCACCUAUGAGGACCAUAAGAACAAACUGAAGAGCUACUUUCCAGAGGGAACUGAACCAAGGCUAUGGGAAUUUGCUCCCAAACUAGUAUUUGCAAGAUAUGACAAAUUCCUUGAGAGAGUCGAAACUGUGAAGGAAUUGAUGGAGACUGCUCUGGAAUUCAUGAAGCUGGAGAAAAUAGAAUUAGGUGGAAUCAAGGGUAAGAUGCUCAGUCAACAAGUCGUACAGCUGUUUGAAGAGUUCAAUGCCCAAUACAAGGUGUUCACAGAGAAGAACUACGACUGUCUUGACCCAGCGAGUAAUGAGUUUCAUGAUGACUACAAUUCUUUCUUGGAGAAAGUGUUUGACUUUGAUAGAAGACUUGCUACCAUCAUCUGUCAAGGAUUUGAUGACUGUUCGGGACUGGAAGCUCAGUUUAAGCUGCUGGACAUUAUGGGCAGUCUGCUGGAGAGAGAGAUGAUUAAGAAGGACUUUGAAGAGAAAUAUCCCAUGGUCAUUGCAACACUGCACAGAGAAUUAGACAUGGUUAAAGUUAUCUAUGAUAAGCAGAUGGAGGUUAAAGAAGGUACAGGCAAGGCUGCUAUACACAAGAAUAUGCCUAAAGUGUCUGGUAGCCUGAGGUGGGCACAGGAGAUUAGGGAGAGGAUUACCAUUCCAAUGAGUAGUUUUAAACAUUUGGAACAUCAAUGUAUGCAGUCGGAAGAUGCAAAGUUGGUUUUCACCAAAUAUGAAGAAAUGUUGCAACUUCUCAGUGGAUGGGAUGAGGAAAUAUACAAGGAAUGGGUAGCAGGUGUCAGCGAAGCCUGCUCUUUCAAUCUUAGCCAGUCACUGUUGAUGAGAAAUGAAGAAACCAAGUUAGUGUCUGUGAACUUUGAUCCCCAGCUGACAGCUGUGCUGCGAGAAGUGAAGUAUUUGGAUUCUCGUGAAAAGGAGGAGAUACCUGAAAGUGCCAGUACUAUUUUUACAAGGAAUGACACUCUUUGGAAGUUUGUGACAAACUUAGAUCUGACUGUACACCUGUACAACAAAGUACGCAAGACUGUUCUGGAAGUAGAGUUCCCUCUGAUAGAGAGCCAGCUCCAGGACAUAGAUAGGGAACUGGAACAGGCUGAGAAGACCUUGAACUGGAAUGGGGAAGGUGUAUGGGAGUAUAUCGAAAAGACAAGAGACCAUGUGAUAGAUUUAGAAUCCAGAGUACAAAAAGCCAAAGAUAAUGUGGAAGAGAUUAAGAAACUGAUGAACACCUGGAGCAAACAGCCUUUGUUUGAAAGAAAGGAAGACAAGCAUGAGACCCUCCUCAACCUCGAGGACAGGAAAGACCGUAUCAACAAGCGGUACACAGAGAUUAAAAACAUUGGAAACAAGAUACAUGAGCUUCUCAAGAAAAACCUUGAGUUCUUCAAAGCAGAUGCCUCUUCUGAUAUAUGGAAGGCUUAUGUUGACUAUGUGGAUGAAAUGAUUGUAGAUGGAUUUUAUGCCACCAUACACUGCAGUGUGAAAUUUAUGUUAGACAACACAGACAGCAAGAAUAACCCUGACUCUCUGUUUGAGGCCAUGCUGGAACUCCAAGCCCCAGAGAUGAUCUUCCAGCCAUCAUUAGACUAUGGUGUGGCUGAUGGUUUCUAUGACCUUGUAGAUGGACUGAUUGGAGACAUCUAUAAACAAGCAUCUCUGAUACCUCGUCUGGCUGCACACAGUGGGCAGGAACACUAUCAGCCCGAUCUCGAGGACAUGGAAGAACUGUCAGAAAUGCGUCAGGAACUGAUGGACCGCAUAACAAACAUUAUGAACAAAGCCUGUGAAUACAGAAAUUCCUUUGAUAACUACUCGUAUCUUUGGACAGAUGACAGGAAUGAGUUCAUGCGUCAGUUCCUGCUGUAUAACCAUGUCCUCACAACAGAAGAAAUUGAGGCUCAUGCUGAAGAAGGUGUACCAGAAAAUCCUCCAACUCUCAAGCAAUUCAAAGAACAGAUUGACACAUAUGAGAAAAUAUAUGAAGAGGCUGAGCAGGUAGAACCAAUUACGAUAUUUGAAACCUGGUUCAGAGUCAACUCAAAGCCAUUCAAACAAGCUCUUCUUAACACAAUCAAGAGAUGGAGCUUCAUGUUCAAACAGCAUCUGAUUGACCACGUGACCAACAGCUUGCGUGAACUGGGUGACUUCAUCAAGUCAACUGAUGGAGGAUUGACCAAGCUUGUUGAGGAGGGAGACUACACCGGACUGGUUGACUGCAUGGGCUAUUUAUUUGCUGUCAAGGAGAGACAGGCCACUACAGAUGAAAUGUUUGAACCUUUGAAGCAGACAAUUGAACUUCUCAAGACCUAUGAUCAAGAAAUGCCAGAAGAAGUUCAUUUGCAGCUCCAGGAAUUGCCAGAACAGUGGAACAACACCAAAAAGAUUGGCAUCACCGUCAAACAACAGGUGGCACCAUUGCAAGCCACAGAAGUGGCCAACAUUCGCAGGAAAACAGCAACCUUUGAUGUAAACCAGCACAAGUUCAGAGAAAAAUUCCGAGGCAUACCACCUUUCAAAUAUGACUGUGAAAAGGCGUACCAACAUAUAGACAAAUACCAUGAAGAGAUUGCUACCAUGGAAAAAGAAAUGAGUGACUUGUUGGAUUCUGCUGGGUUGUUUGAAGUCAAUGUGCCUGACUUCAAGCAAUUGAAGCAGUGUCGUAAAGAGAUUAAGCUACUAAAGACCCUUUGGGAUUAUAUUGUCAUGGUACGCAGCAGUGUUGAUGACUGGAAGACCACACCAUGGAAGUCUAUCAAUGUGGACCAGAUGGACAUGGACAGCAAGAAAUUUGCCAAGGACAUCCGAACUCUAGAUAAGGAGAUGAGGGCCUGGGACUCAUAUCUUGGACUGGAAAACACAGUCAAGAACAUGCUGACUUCUCUGAGGGCAGUCAGCGAGCUCCAAAAUCCUGCCAUCAGAGACAGACAUUGGCAGCAACUUAUGGCAGCAACAAAGGUACGCUUUGUUAUGGAUGAUAGUACCACCCUGGCUGACUUGCUACUACUUAACUUGCACAACUUUGAGGAUGAGGUACGUGGCAUUGUAGACAAAGCAGUGAAGGAGAUGAGUAUGGAGAAGGUACUAAAGGAACUGGACACCACCUGGACUACAAUGGAGUUUGACCACGAGCCACAUCCACGUACAAAGAUCACUAUGCUGAAAACUAGUGAGGAGCUGAUUGAAACUCUAGAGGACAACCAGGUUCAACUCCAAAAUAUGCUGUCCUCCAAGUAUAUUGCCCAUUUCCUUCAAGAAGUGUCAAGUUGGCAGAAGAAGUUAUCCACUGCUGACCAGGUCAUCUCCAUCUGGAUGGAAGUCCAGCGCACAUGGUCUCAUUUGGAGAGUAUUUUUAUUGGGUCUGAAGAUAUUAGAGCUCAGCUUCCAGAAGACUCCAAGAGGUUUGAUGGAAUUGACAAUGACUUCAAGGAACUGGUGUCAGAAAUGGAGAAAACGAAGAAUUGUGUUGAGGCAACCAACCAGCCAAACCUGUAUGAGCGCCUUGAGGCCCUGCAGGGAGCCCUGACUUUGUGUGAGAAGGCACUUGCAGAGUACUUGGAGACCAAGCGUCUUGCCUUCCCUAGGUUUUACUUUGUCUCAUCUGCAGAUCUGCUAGACAUCCUGUCUAAUGGGAACAACCCAACAGCUGUUCAACGUCACUUGACCAAGUUAUUUGACAGCAUGGCCAAGCUGAAACUGAUACAGGAUGACCAGGGUAAUGACACCAAGACAGCCACUCUCAUGUGGAGUAAGGACGGUGAGACUGUGGAGCUGGACAAAGAAUGUGACCUUGGAGGCCAGGUGGAAGUGUGGCUGAUGCGGCUUCUUAAAGCCAUGUGUAGCACAGUGAGACAUGAGAUGACUGAGGCUGUGGCUGGGUAUGAGGAGAAGCCUAGAGAACAAUGGCUGUUUGACUUCCCAGCUCAGGUAGCCUUGUGUGGUACACAGAUCUGGUGGACAACUGAGGUCAACAUUGCCUUUGGUAGACUAGAGGAAGGCUAUGAGAAUGCCCUCAAAGACUACAAUAAAAAACAGGUUGCCCAGCUCAACAGCCUUAUCGGUAUGCUGGUUGGUCAGUUAUCCAAGGGUGACCGUCAAAAGAUUAUGACCAUCUGUACCAUUGAUGUGCAUGCUCGAGAUGUGGUUACCAAGCUGAUAGCAACCAAAGUGGACAGUUCUCAGGCCUUUGCCUGGCUGUCACAACUUCGACAUAGAUGGGAUGACAAUGAUAAGGACUGCUAUGCAAACAUCUGUGAUGCUCAGUUCCGCUACUCCCAUGAAUACCUGGGCAACACUCCACGUCUUGUAAUCACUCCUCUGACUGACAGAUGCUACAUCACCUUGACCCAGUCACUUCACUUGAUCAUGAGUGGUGCCCCAGCAGGUCCUGCUGGAACAGGCAAGACCGAGACCACCAAAGACUUGGGUAGAGCUCUCGGUGUCAUGGUAUAUGUGUUCAACUGCUCUGAACAGAUGGACUACAAGUCAAUUGGAAACAUCUACAAAGGGCUGGCUCAGUCUGGAGCCUGGGGUUGCUUUGAUGAGUUCAACCGUAUUGCAGUAGAAGUGUUGUCUGUGGUAGCCGUUCAGGUAAAAUGUAUCCAGGAUGCUAUUCGUGACAAAAAGUCUAUUUUCAACUUCCUUGGAGAAACCAUCAAACUUCUACCCACUGUCGGCCUGUUCAUCACCAUGAACCCUGGUUAUGCUGGUCGUACUGAGCUUCCAGAAAACCUUAAGGCCUUGUUCAGACCGUGUGCUAUGGUGGUGCCAGAUUUUGAGCUGAUUUGUGAAAUCAUGUUGGUGGCUGAAGGCUUCCUGGAAGCCCGUCUCCUGGCCAGAAAGUUCAUUACUUUAUACAGCUUGUGUAGGGAACUCUUAUCAAAACAGGACCAUUACGAUUGGGGACUGCGUGCCAUCAAGUCUGUUCUUGUGGUAGCUGGCUCCUUAAAAAGAAGUGACCCGGAACGUCCUGAAGAUCAGGUGUUGAUGAGAGCUCUACGAGAUUUCAACAUCCCCAAAAUUGUCGCAGACGAUACGCCAAUCUUCAUGGGUCUGAUUAUAGAUUUGUUCCCAGCCCUCAACGUACCACGUAAACGGGACUUAGACCUUGAAAAACUAAUCAGAACGGCUACUCUUGACCAGAAGCUGCAGCCUGAGGACAAUUUUAUCCUAAAGUGUAUACAACUGCAAGAGUUGUUUGAGGUGCGUCAUUCAGUGUUCUGCCUGGGAAACGCAGGUGUGGGAAAGAGUAAGGUGUGGGGUACACUCAUCAGGACGUACAGGAACCAGGGCAAAAAACCAAUCGCCAUUGAUCUUGAUCCAAAGGCAGUGACAAACAAUGAGCUGUUUGGAAUCAUCAAUCCUUCCACCAGAGAGUGGAAGGAUGGUUUAUUUUCUGUGAUCAUGCGCGACCUUGCCAACAUGACGGGAGAUGGCCCCAAAUGGAUUGUGCUGGAUGGAGACAUUGACCCUAUGUGGAUAGAGUCCCUUAACACUGUCAUGGAUGACAACAAAGUGUUGACCCUGGCCAGUAAUGAGCGUAUUCCUCUCACCAACUCGAUGAGGCUUCUGUUUGAGAUCUCCCACCUGAGGACUGCCACUCCAGCUACAGUGUCCAGGGCUGGUAUUCUCUUCAUAAACCCUGGUGAUCUAGGCUGGAAUCCGUAUGUCCAGAGCUGGAUAGACACACGUGAGGUCCAGUCAGAGAAAGCCAAUUUGUCAAUUCUCUUUGAGAAGUACAUACCAUUAUGUUUGGAGACCAUGCGUUUCCGCUUCAAGAAGAUCACGCCUGUGGCUGAAGUGUGCCAAAUCCAGAUGUUGUGCUACCUGUUGGAGUGCUUUCUCACUGUGGAUAACACUCCUCCAGACUGCCCCAAAGAACUGUAUGAGCUGUACUUUGUGUUUGCAUGUGUGUGGGCCUUUGGUGGAGUGACGUUCCAAGAUCAGCUUGUAGACUAUCGAGUUGAGUUCACCAAAUGGUGGACAACGGAAUUCAAGACGGUGAAAUUCCCCAUCCAAGGAACAGUAUUUGACUACUACAUUGACAACGAAACAAAAAAGUUUGAGCCAUGGACCAAGCUGGUACAAAAGUUUGAGCUUGACCCAGAUAUCCCAUUACAGGCUGCCUUGGUGCACACAUCUGAGACAACAAGGAUCAAGUUCUUCCUGGACAUGUUGGUGGACAAGAAACGCCCUGUCAUGUUGGUAGGAGGUGCUGGGACAGGCAAGACUGUGUUGAUGAGUGACAAGCUCAACAAUGCCUCAGAAGAAUACAUGAUUGCCAAUGUUCCCUUCAAUUUUUACACCACUUCAGAGAUGUUGCAAUCUAUCCUGGAGAAGCCACUGGAGAAAAAGGCUGGCCGAAACUUUGGACCUCCAGGCACACGCAAGCUCAUCUACUUUGUGGAUGACAUGAACAUGCCAGAGGUAGAUGCCUACUUCACUGUACAGCCUCAUACCCUGAUGAGGCAGCACAUUGAUCACAGCCAUUGGUAUGACAGGGCUAAGCUCACACUCAAGGACAUCCACAACACCCAGUAUGUUGCCUGUAUGAACCCCACAGCUGGUAGCUUCACAAUUGACUCCCGUCUCCAGAGACAUUUUUGUGUGUUUUCUAUGAAUUUCCCAAAUGGGGAGGCAUUGACGACCAUUUAUACCAGCAUCCUGUCCCAGCACUUGGCCCAGAACAGCUUUGCUCAGGCAGUACAGAAGUAUGUCCCAACCAUCAUCAGUGGUGCCUUGGCCCUCCACUCAAAGGUCACUAGCACCUUCUUACCCACAGCCAUCAAGUUCCACUAUGUCUUCAAUCUCAGGGACCUGUCCAACAUUUUCCAGGGCAUGUUAUUUUCUUUACCUGAGUGUGCAAAAACACCAGUGGAAUUGGUUCGUCUGUGGCUGCAUGAAGGAGAAAGAGUGUACAAAGAUAAGCUAGUUGACCAGGCAGACCUUGAAGGAUAUGAUAAAGUGGUCAAAGACAUAGUCAAAAAGAACUUUGAGGACAUUGAUGAGGCCAUUCUGUACAGAGAACCACUGUUGUACUGCCACUUCUCGCAAGGUGUUGGAGAUCCAAAAUACAACCCAGUUACAACUUGGGAGGACCUCAAUAAAAUUCUUGUUGAAGCCCUGGAAAACUACAAUGAACUGAAUGCUGCCAUGAAUCUGGUUCUCUUUGAGGAUGCAAUGAUGCAUAUUUGUAGGAUCAAUCGUAUUCUGGAGUCACCAAGAGGAAAUGCUCUCCUCAUUGGUGUGGGUGGCAGUGGAAAGCAGAGUUUGUCCCGACUUGCUGCUUCAAUCAGCAGUCUGGAUGUAUACCAGAUCACAUUGAGGAAAGGAUACAGCAUUGCUGACUUGAAGCUUGAACUGUCCACUUUGUAUCUGAAGGCUGGACUUAAAAAUAUGGGUAUUGUGUUUCUCAUGACAGAUGCUCAAGUAGCUGAUGAGAGGUUUCUUGUACUCAUCAACGAUUUGUUGGCUUCAGGAGAAAUUGCUGACUUGUUCCCUGAUGAUGAGCUGGAGAACAUCAUCAAUGGCAUCAGAAAUGAAGUGAAGGGGGUAGGACUGGAGGACAGCAGGGAAAACUGCUGGAGGUUCUUCAUUGAUAAAGUGAGGAGGUUGCUGAAGGUUGUACUGUGCUUCUCGCCUGUUGGCUCCACCCUUCGUGUGAGAGGAAGGAAGUUUCCAGCUGUCACCAACUGUACCUGCAUUGAUUGGUUCCACGAAUGGCCAGAGACUGCUCUCAUUUCUGUGUCGUCUAGGUUCCUGGAAGAAAUUGAGUUGCUGGAUGCAGAUAUGAGGGUCUCCAUAUCAAAUUUCAUGGCUUUUGUGCAUCAGUCUGUCAAUGAAACGAGCCAGCAAUAUCUACUCAAUGAGAAAAGAUACAACUACACAACACCAAAGAGUUUCUUGGAGCAGAUCAAACUGUAUGACAACCUUUUAAACAAGAAGAAUGCAGAUUUGCAGGCAAAGAUUAUUCGUUUAGAGAAUGGUUUGGAGAAGCUGAGAAGUACAGCUACACAGGUUGCAGAUUUGAAAUCCAAAUUAGCAUCACAAGAGGUAGAGCUGGCCCAAAAGAAUGAGGAUGCCAACAAGCUUAUCACAGUGGUAGGUGCAGAGACAGAGAAGGUGUCAAAGGAAAAGGCGUUUGCUGAUGAAGAGGAGAGGAAAGUGUCUGUGAUCACAGAGGAAGUUACUAAAAAGGCAUCGGACUGUGAGCGAGAUCUUGCAAAGGCUUUGCCUGCCCUGGAGGCUGCAAAGGAUGCAUUGAACACACUUAACAAGACAAAUUUGACUGAACUAAAGUCUUUCGGUAGCCCCCCUCCAUCAGUCAUCAAUGUCUCUGCAUGUGUCAUGGUUCUGUUAUCCCCUGGCAACAAAAUUCCAAAGGACAGGAGCUGGAAGGCUUGUAAGACCCAGAUGAUGGGUAAGGUAGAUCAGUUCCUGGACAACUUGGUCAAUUAUGACAAAGACAACAUCCAUGAGAAUUGUCUUAAGGCAGCAGAUCCUUACCUGAGUGAUAAAGAAUUUGAUCCUGAGUUUAUCAGGGCUAAAUCUAUUGCUGCUUCAGGUCUGUGCUCUUGGGCAGUUAACAUAGUCAUGUAUUACAAGGUAUUCUGUACCGUAGAACCAAAGCGACUUGCCCUUCAACAAGCAAACUCUGACUUGUCUUCUGCAAGAGAAAAGUUGAGAAUCAUUACAAACAAGAUUCAACAGCUAGAGGCUGAUUUGGGAAAGUUGACUGCAGAGUUUGAACGUGCUACAUCUGAGAAACUGAAGUGUCAACAGGAAGCAGAGAUGACAGCAAAGACAAUUGAGUUAGCCAACCGUCUGGUUGGUGGUCUAGCAUCAGAAAACGUACGCUGGGCUGAUGCAAUCAAUGACUUCAGAGAGCAAGAGAAGACCCUUGCUGGAGAUGUGUUGCUGAUCACUGCAUUUGUGUCCUAUUCUGGCUGCUUCACCAAACAGUAUCGUUUAGAUAUGAUGGACAACCACUGGCUCCCAUACCUGAAUGCCCUGAAAAUCCCUAUUCCUGUGUCCGAAGGAUUGGAUCCAUUGACUCUUUUGACAGAUGAUGCCCAGAUUGCUUCUUGGAACAAUGAGAGUCUCCCUAGUGACAGGAUGUCUACCGAAAAUGCCACUAUUUUGAGCAACUGUGAACGUUGGCCCUUGAUGAUUGAUCCCCAGUUACAGGGUAUCAAGUGGAUCAAAACAAAGUAUGGAGCUGACCUGAAGAUAGUUCAGCUUGGACAGAAAGGAUAUCUGGAUGCCCUAGAACGAGCAGUCUCAUCAGGAGAUGUGGUGUUAAUUGAGAACUUGGGAGAAUAUGUGGAUCCUGUCCUAGAUCCUCUCAUUGGCCGCAACACCAUAAAAAAAGGACGUGCCAUCAAAAUGGGAGACAAGGAGGUUGAGUACCACAAAGAUUUCCGACUCAUUCUGCAGACCAAGUUGGCUAACCCUCACUACCAGCCAGAAAUGCAGGCUCAGGCAACUCUCAUCAAUUUUACUGUGACCAAGGAUGGUCUGGAGGACCAGCUGUUGGCUGCUGUAGUCAGCAAGGAAAGGCCUGACCUUGAGAAACUCAAAGCAGACCUCACUCGUCAACAGAACCAGUUCAAAAUCACCCUGAAAGAGUUGGAGGACUCACUUCUUGCCCGUUUGUCUGCAGCUGAAGGGAACUUUUUGGGAGACUAUGCACUAGUAGAAAAUCUGGAAACUACAAAGAGAACUGCUGCAGAAAUUGAAGUGAAAGCUGAAGAGGCUAAGAAAACCGAGAUAGAAAUUAACAUUGCUCGCGAAAUCUACAGACCAGCAGCUGCCCGGGCUUCCCUACUCUAUUUCAUUCUCAAUGACAUGCACAAAAUCCACCCUAUGUAUCAGUUCUCUCUGAAGGCCUUCAGCGUGGUGUUUGAGAAAGCUAUAGACCGAGCUGAGGUGGCAGAGGAAGUGAAGGCAAGAGUCAACAACCUGAUUGACUGUAUCACCUACUCAGUGUUCAUGUAUACAGCAAGAGGACUCUUUGAGAGGGACAAGAUCAUCUUCACAGCCCAGAUGGCAUUUCAAAUCCUUUCAACAAACAAGGAAUUGAAUCCUGUAGAAUUGGACUUCCUUCUCCGUUUCCCUGCAGUGCCAAAUGUUAUUUCCCCUGUUGAUUUCAUGAACAACAACAGCUGGGGAGGAAUCAAGGCUAUGGCGAACAUGGAUGAGUUUAGAAACUUGGACAGAGACAUUGAAGGGUCUGCCAAACGAUGGAAAAAGUUUGUAGAGAGCGAGUGUCCUGAAAAGGAAAAGUUCCCUCAGGAGUGGAAGAACAAGACAACUCUGCAGAAACUGUGUAUGAUGCGUGCACUCCGUCCAGACAGAAUGACAUAUGCUGUCAAGAACUUUGUGGAAGAAAAGAUGGGUACCAAAUUUGUUGAGGGCAGAUCUGUGGACUUUGCUACAUCCUAUGAAGAAUCUGGUCCUGGCACCCCAAUCUUUUUCAUCCUUUCUCCAGGAGUGAACCCUUUGAAGGAUGUUGAAGCUCAUGGAAAGAAGCUUGGAUUUACAGAAGAUAACAACAACUUCCAUAACAUCUCCCUAGGUCAGGGUCAGGAGGUGGUGGCCGAGCAAGCUAUGGAUCUGUCUGCCAAGGAGGGUCACUGGGUCGUCUUACAGAAUGUCCACUUGGUAGCAAAGUGGCUGUCAACGUUGGAGAAGAAAAUGGAGAUUUACAGUCAGGAGAGUCAUGAAAGUUACAGACUGUACAUUAGUGCAGAGCCAGCAGGUUCCCCGGAAUACCACAUCAUCCCACAGGGCAUUCUUGAGUCUGCUAUAAAAAUCACAAAUGAACCUCCAACAGGAAUGUUUGCCAACCUGCACAAGGCCCUAGAUAACUUCAACCAGGACACCAUGGAAAUGUGUGCUAGAGAGACAGAGUUUAAGAGUAUCCUGUUCUCAUUGUGCUAUUUCCACGCUGUGGUAUGUGAGCGGCGUAAGUUUGGCCCUCAGGGCUGGAACAGGGUGUAUCCCUACAACACUGGAGAUCUCACGAUCAGUGCCAUGGUGCUGUACAACUACCUGGAAGCUAAUGCGAAGGUUCCAUGGGAAGAUCUCCGCUAUCUGUUUGGCGAGAUCAUGUACGGAGGACACAUUACAGAUGACUGGGACAGAAGGCUUUGUAAGACAUACCUUGAGGUCUACAUGCAUUCUGAGAUGAUGGAUGGUGAACUGUACCUGGCCCCAGGAUUCCCCAUUCCACCCAACUCGGAUUACAAGGGCUACCAUGCAUACAUUGAUGAGUGUCUGCCCCCAGAGAGUCCCUACCUGUACGGCCUACAUCCAAAUGCAGAGAUCGAGUUUUUGACCACGACAUCAGAGACUUUGUUCAGGACUGUGUUUGAAAUGCAACCCCGUGAGGCAGGAGCAGGAACUGGUACAGGUGUCAGUAGAGAGGAGAAGAUUAAAUCCAUACUAGAUGAGAUUAUGGAGAAGCUACCUGAAGAGUUCAACCUUGUUGAAAUUCAAGCCAAGGUGCCCCAAGAUGAGAGGACCCCAUAUGUUUUAGUGGCAUUCCAGGAAUGUGAACGUAUGAAUAUGCUGACUAGUGAAAUCCGGAGAUCAUUGAAAGAGCUAGAUCUUGGUCUCAAGGGUGAGCUAACAAUAACAGCUGAUAUGGAGACCCUAGGAAAUUCCAUGUACUUGGAUGUUGUACCUGUGAGCUGGACAAAGAGAGCUUACCCAUCCUUGAUUGGCCUCACUCUUUGGUAUGCCGAUCUUCUGCUUCGUAUCAAGGAACUAGAAACUUGGACAUCAGACUUCCAACUUCCUGCUGCAGUAUGGCUUGGAGGGUUCUUCAACCCCCAGUCCUUCCUGACUGCCAUUAUGCAGCAGAUGGCCCGUAAGAAUGAGUGGCCUCUUGACAGAAUGUCACUACAGUGUGAUGUGACAAAGAAGAGUCGAGAAGAUAUGGCUGGCCCACCACGUGAGGGUGCUUAUGUCCAUGGUCUGUUCAUGGAAGGUGCUCGCUGGGACAUGCAAACAGGUAUGAUCUCUGAAGCCCGACUUAAGGAAUUGGCUCCAGCAAUGCCAGUCAUCUUUAUCAAAGCCAUCCCAGUGGACCGUUUGGAUACAAAGAACAUAUAUGAGUGUCCUGUGUACAAGACUAAGAGUCGUGGUCCAACAUUUGUCUGGACAUUCAACCUGAAGAGCAAGGAGAAGCAGAGCAAAUGGACUCUGGGAGGAGUGGCAUUGCUUCUUCAAGUGUAGACUCGCUCUAUACAGACACUUUGACACUACAGAAUGAUUUGUUUCUUUUGAAUUUGCGAGUUUGCAGAAUAUUUGUUGGUGUUUUUGAAAUUCCAUGAAAGAGACCAUACCUUUUUCAGUCAGAGAACUUUGACAUUUGAAUCAAAUUGAACAAUAGCUAAGGUUCCUUUCGCCAGAACCUUCAAUAUGGAGUGCAUUUGUAUAAAUUUAAUAUUUAACUAUCAAAUUUGAAUAAAAAAUAUAAUAUUUAAAAACUUCUACUUUUACUGAAAUUGGUGUAUAUAUUUUCUGUUGCAAUUAAAUGUUAUAUAUAUCUAAUUGUUAUGGAACUUUAACGUAAUUGAAUUAAUAUUGCCCUUGUCAUUUAUUCAGCUGUAUGAUACGAAGUUGUAGAACAAUGGUGGAAAAUGAUAAGCUUCACUACCUGGUCCAAUACAUUUUAAAAUGAUUUGCCGAAGAGCCAUUUGAUGGCUGUGUGAUGUCCACAAAGACAAAUUGAAUAGGAAUUGAUCAAUCCAUGUUAGUGAACUGUUAGGGUUAGGGUUAGAAAUUGAUCAAUCCAUGUUAGUGAACUGUUAGGGUUAGGGUUAGGGUUAGAAAUUGAUCAAUCCAUGUUAGUGAACUGUUAGGGUUAGGGUUAGAAAUUGAUCAAUCCGUGUUAGUGAACUGUUAGGGUUAGGGUUAGAAAUUGAUCAAUCAAUGUUAGUGAACUGUUAGGGUUAGAAAUUGAUCAAUCCAUGUUAAUGAACUGUUCAUUUGAAGAUCAGGCAUAGAAUACCAAGUAUAUCACAAUGUACCUUUUGAAAUGAAUGUGCUGUUUUAGGGUUAGGGUUGGGUUAGGGUUAGGGUUCGAAAUUGAUCAAUCCAUGUUAGUGAACUGUUAGGGUUAGGGUUAGAAAUUGAUCCAUCAAUGUUAGUGAACUGUUAGGGUUAGGGUUAGAAAUUGAUCAAUCCAUGUUAGUGAACUGUUCAUUUGAAGAUCAGGCAUCGAAUACUAAGUUUAUCACUAUGUACCUUUUGAAAUGAAUGUGCUGUUUUGAAUAAAAUAUUUAUUUUGUUAUUAAAUGUGUUAAAAAAA